AUGGCCACCAUAGCUACUGAGAUGAUGCUUCGCUGUGCCACUGAUUGUAGCUUAUCGCUUAACGAUUUUAAUAUUGAACGACGGCCAUACCACAAGAACUGCGGUUGUGCGUUGCACAAGUUGAAAGGAGUUUGCUCCAAUGAUUGUUCCAAACAAAACAAUAUAUCCUUCGCUAAGAAAAAGUCAUGGCCUGAUUGUUCAUUGUCAACAACCAUGGUAGCUUCAACUUUAUCGUCAAUUUCCAGUAACUUCUCAUGCCAAGCUUCUCGUUCUACUGACACAGCUCUGUCGUCACUUAGAAUCAGAGAGGACGCCAUUGCCAAUGGAGCAUUGCCGUCAACAGUUGGCCGGUCGAAUUAG
Molecule: messenger RNA, 360 nt
Organism: Pistacia vera
Lineage: Eukaryota; Viridiplantae; Streptophyta; Magnoliopsida; Sapindales; Anacardiaceae
Exons: 1
Coding region: 1-360 (119 amino acids)
Source: RefSeq, a predicted model, not a curated record